Nomia melanderi (Alkali bee) is the source of this 2086-nucleotide messenger RNA. NCBI's taxonomy places the organism in Eukaryota, Metazoa, Arthropoda, Insecta, Hymenoptera, Halictidae. The record is from RefSeq and is a predicted model, not a curated record.
CAAUUAAAAUUCACUUUAAUGGUUUGCACUGUUCAAACUUUCAAACUGUUGAUUUAUACUUCCAGCGGCGAAGUAUGAAUUUAAAUUGUCGAUUAUUGUAUGCGAUUCGAGAAUCGAAGUCUGUUUGAUUACUAUAUAACUGCCUACACUUACGAGUAUCGAUUAAUCUCACAUGGUAACAUGCUGUUUUGUUUUGAUUAACCUUAACAUUUUCCGCAUGAUACUUAAUAUGACAAAUAAGUGAAUAAUAUCAGAUAUUAAUUAUAUAAUUUAUACAUAUACUCCGUUUAUGGAUAAUAUUUAUAUAAUUUAUUAAUUUUCCUUCAAGAAGGUAACAAUUAUGGAAUGCUUUUGGUCUGAUCUGAGUAAACAUCCACAGUGUCCACAUGGACCAACUUUAUUGUUCGGUACAUAUGAAAAUGGUAAAUUAGAGAAGUUUUAUGUAUGCGCAGCUUGCCGUGACAAGAAGCUAUGUAAAUUUCAUUUGAAGGAAGGAGAACAAUUAACAAAACAGCAGGCAGCUAAAUGGGAAAAAGACAAAAAAGAAUAUGCUUCCCGUUAUCGUCACAGAUUAUUAUAUUUGACAUUCCACGAGAUAAUGAAUCUAUCACCAGAGAAAAGAAAUUAUUGUUAUACAUGUGAUAAACUAUUACAUUCUCACGAUAAAAAUAAGAGUCACAAUGAUCAUAGCGUGAAAGAAGGUAUUACUGAUCAUGAGAUGAAAUAUCCAACAGAACUUUUAAAGCCCUUAGAAAACUCUAAACAAGAAGCUCAAUAUUUCUUUUCAAAGAAAUCCACAGAGGAUAUAACAAAUAUGCUUAUAAAACUUGGUGCAAAGCAAGUUAUUUGUAUUGGUGCCCCAAGAAUUCAUGAAUAUGUUUUAGAUAAAUAUGAAGAUCAAAUGUCCUCCCUUUUAUUAGAUUUCGAUGGAAGAUUUCACAACUUUUUUGGACCAUUAAAUUAUUGUUGGUACAAUUUAUUGAACAACCACUUCUUCAAUGAGAACUCUUUUCAUGUAUUUAAAGAUUUUAUGAUGCAAAAUGAAGGCAAAAAUACAUAUGUAAUAUGUGAUCCACCAUUUGGCAGUCGAGUAGAAGCAAUGUCGUGGACCAUAAAGAAACUUUCUGAUCUUCAUAAGAAAUGGAAUAACAUUACAAAUGAAAAUGAUUGUUUGAAAAUCAUGUUUAUAUUUCCAUAUUUUAUGGAAUCUUUAAUAAAGCAGAAAAGUAACCCACCUGGCAUAUCUGGGGGUUUGAAGGAUUUGCAGCUAACAGAUUACAAAGUGUGUUACGAAAAUCAUCCCAUGUUUGUAGGAAAUCCUAAAAAUAAUAAGCUCCCUUCGCCCAUUAGAAUCUUUACAAAUAUACCACUACAUUUGUUGGAACUACCUGAAUCCGAUGGUUAUAAAUAUUGUAAAAAAUGUCGGAGAUGGGUUUCCAAAGAAAACAAACACUGUAAAAAGUGUAAUGACUGUACCUCGAAAAAUGGUACCACAUAUGUACACUGUAAUGUGUGUGAAAGAUGUGUAAAACCUUAUUGGAAGCAUUGUAAAACCUGUAAAAGAUGUAUUGCGGCGCAACAUGUGUGUGGUCAGAAACCACAAAUAACUGGAAGAUGCUUCAAAUGCAAUGAACUUGGUCAUACAGAGAAAGAAUGUAAUGUUAAUGAGAGGAAUCGUGAUAGAGUACUCAUAAGUACAAAAGUUAAAAAACGAAAAGCUAACAGUGAUAUAAAAUCUGAAAAAAAUGUAAAAAAGAAAAAACUAAAUGAUUCGCUAAAAUCUAAGGAGAAAAAAAAAGAAAAACAAUUGAAAAUUAAAAAUGCCAAAAAGUUGAUAAAGUUAAAAAACAAAAGGAAAGAAGUAAAAAAUCAAGUUAGGAUAAAAAACAAAAUGUUGAAAGUCAAGACUAUUAAAAAAUGAUAAUAAAUAAAAUUGAAAAUUCUAUUGUAUGAUGGCAUAGUGGAAAGGAGAAAAGUGAGAAAAUGUAAAGUUGUAAAUAACAUUUAAAUUUUGUAUAGAAACAUUAUCAUCAGUGUACAAAAUAUAUGCACGAAUCAAAUGUUUUAUAUUAUAAAAAUAUUUGGU